Amblyraja radiata (thorny skate) is the source of this 1775-nucleotide messenger RNA. RefSeq names its product tigger transposable element-derived protein 1-like. The transcript is spliced from 2 exons. Gene Ontology annotation, cellular component: nucleus. The record is from RefSeq and is a predicted model, not a curated record. NCBI's taxonomy places the organism in Eukaryota, Metazoa, Chordata, Chondrichthyes, Rajiformes, Rajidae. Bases 156 to 1775 code for a protein of 539 amino acids. Gene Ontology annotation, molecular function: DNA binding.
CCCAAAGUGUGAAGUCUCAUUUCCUCUUUCAAUAAUUGUAUUGAUACUCCUCAGCCACGAGAUCACGACUGUAAACAACCGAUAAUCUACAGUGUUCUGUGUUGCCAACGUUUUCUGGAUACAGUGUAUUGUGUUGUGUGUUUUUGCAUCCCAUCAUGUUUACAAACUGCCCAUCUGUGUCUUCUGCUUCUGGUGUGAAGAAGAAGAGGACGAGAAUUCCUCUUAAAAUGAAACUCAAGAUAAUUGCCCAGCGUGAACGCGGCAAGCCAGUAACAGCCAUCGCACGUGAGUUAGGACUUCAUCCAUCGACGAUCUCGUCCAUCUUCAAGGAUAAGAAGCGAAUCAGAGAUGCAGCCAAAUCGUUAGCAUCGGUUAAAUCCACGGUCAUCAGGAAAAAAAGAGCUGGGCCGAUUGGUGAUAUGGAGAGAUUACUUGUCACGUGGAUGAAUGACCAGAUACAGAAGCACAAACCGCUCAGCUUAUCGACGAUCCAGGCUAUGGCAAGAAGUUUUUUCAAUACACUAAAAGAGAAUUCCGAUGAUCCCACGUAUACACAAGUGUUUACAGCAAGUCCUGGAUGGUUCCAACGCUUCAAAAGGCGUAAUAAUUUUAAUAAUGUGAAGAUCAGCGGUGAGGCAGCAAGUGCCAAUACUGAAGGUGCCGCAGCUUUUAAGGAAGAGCUGAAUAGGAUAAUUGUGGAUGAGAAAUAUUUGCCAGAACAAAUAUUCAAUGUCGAUGAAACAUGCUUGUUCUGGAAGCGUAUGCCAGAGCACACAUACAUUCAUCAAGAGUCCAAGACAAUGCCAGGAUUCAAGACAUACAAAGACCGUGUAACGCUGCUUUUGGGUGGGAAUGUUGCAGGUUUCAAAUUAAAGCCUUUACUAAUCUACCACUCGGAGAACCCUAGAGCAUUGAAGAAUGUGAGUAAGCAAACGCUUCCCGUUCAUUAUCGCCAUAACAGGAAAGCCUGGAUGACAUUAGCAUUGUUUGCCGACUGGUAUCUAAACUGUUUUAUACCGGAGGCAAGAGAAUAUUGUUGGGAAAACAACAUCCCAUUCAGAAUUCUUCUGAUCUUGGAUAAUGCUCCAGGACAUCCGCGGCAUAUCGGCAACAUGCAUCCCUAUGUAAAGGUUGUGUAUUUGCCACCGAGCAUAACCGCUCUCAUUCAACCAAUGGAUCAAGGCGUAAUAUCCACGUUCAAAGCCUACUAUUUACGCCAAAUGUUUGCGCAGGCUGUUGGAGCGACUGAAUCUGGCCGAACACUCCGAGACUUUUGGAACGGUUUUAACAUUCUAGACGCUAUCCGGAACAUCGUUGCAGCGUGGAAAGGUGUCACACAGAAAUGCAUGAAUGGCGUUUGGAAGAAAGUUAUGAAGGCAUAUGGGAACAAAGGUUUUAACAAAAAUUCUACUGUUGAUAACAUAGUAAGAAACAAGAUAUUGGUGCUUGGGAACCAGCUAGAAUUGGACAUUGAUGAAGAAGAUAUUCAUGAGCUUGUUGACAUUGAGGCUGAAGAACUUUCCAAUGAGGAUCUGAUCGAACUGGAGGAAGAAAGAAGAAAAGAAGCUGUGGCAGUGAAAGAAGAAGUUAUAGCCGAGCCACCAAAAACGUUCACAACAAAGACACUGGCGGAGGCGCUUGCUGCUAUCAGCAGUGGCGUACGGAUGUUGGAAGAAAUGGACGUCAAUUAUGAGAGAUUCACAAAAACUGACAGGCAGUUACAGGAUGCUCUUGCCUGCUAUAGGGAAAUAUAUAAUAAUAUGAAUAAAGAAUAA